Sceloporus undulatus (fence lizard) is the source of this 991-nucleotide messenger RNA. RefSeq names its product armadillo like helical domain containing 2 (gene ARMH2). Bases 78 to 710 code for a protein of 210 amino acids. The transcript has 2 exons. The record is from RefSeq and is a predicted model, not a curated record. Lineage: Eukaryota; Metazoa; Chordata; Lepidosauria; Squamata; Phrynosomatidae.
AAGUGAGGUAACUGCAAACCGAUUCUUUGGUUCGCCUGUCGUUUACUAUCUAAUUUAGGGAACUACAAAUCUAUAAAAUGGGAAAUACAUUCCCCAGUUUAAAACACUGGUAUGACAAGCAUAUUAAGCAGAUACGGGAACCACCAAUCAAGUUAAUAGACCCCAUCUUUCACCACCAUAAAAUCAAGACAUACGGCAUUGACCUGAGAAAUGCAGAACUUCCCUUAGAGGAGAGAGCCACAGCUGCGCUAUAUAUUGGACUGUUAGCUUAUACAGGUGGCGUUAGUGCUGCUAGACUUGCUGCAGAAUAUAUUCAGGAUAUGAUUGAUAUUUUGAUCAUGCCAAACACCUCUGGGAAAGUGAUGAUUGCCGUGCUAAAGGGAUUAUGCGGUGCUUGCUAUAUAAACUGCACAAAUCAAAAUGAAGCGAAAGAAAAUCACCUUGCUGAAGUUCUUAUUGCCUAUCUGGAUGAAGAUGAAGAUUCCCCAGAUGCUGACCCAGAUAUUAUCCUUGUGAAAUUCUGGGUUUGUUAUCUGAUGACGGUUGUCUGCUGUAACAAUAUCCCAUAUAUUAAAUUACUUCAAGAAAUGGGUGAACAAACACUACAAAAAAGGCUGGAAUCCCUAUCUAACAAGGAAUGGCUUGGAUGGCCACAAAAUUAUGCUGAAUUAAUGUUUUUGCUUAUGGGAUAUCAAAAAACAAAGAUAUAGAGCACUGAGUUAUUGUAUAGUUUCCACAGUGUUCCAUAUUUUAGGUCCAAAGGCCUCAGGAAUAAGAACUUUUUUAGAGCCUAAGCAUUUGAACUGUGCCUUUUAAACAUACUUUGCUACAUCUUAAACAUACUUUGCUACAUCAAAUUCUGCUUUUUAAGACUAUUUCUGAAAUCCUUUCAAGUUUGAGUAGCCCUCAACACAGAAUUAAACUGCCACAUCCAGUAAUUUGUCUGUUAACACCUGGUGAAAUACCACUGCUAAAAACAAGUAGAGGUAGC